AUGGCCAGCAGAAAGGAGGCGAGAGAGAUGGUUGAGAGAAAUACUAGCCGAUACGGCUAUCUCUCGGACGAUAUUCUCAGCCAACUUGAUACCGAAAGUCGUCGCAAGCUUGAGCGGAACUGGGCGAUUUUAGAGUCAGUAGCAGGGCAUUCCGUCCAGACUCUUGCCAAGCACAUAUAUGGAAGUGGUGCUCGCUUUGUAUUUGAGCUGCUCCAGAACGCCGAUGACAACUCUUUCGAAAGGGCUACGAGGAAUGGGGAUACCCCGUACAUAUCCUUCCAGGUCCACCCAGAUCGCAUCAUUGUUGAAUGCAACGAGGAUGGGUUCAAUGAAAAAGAUCUGGGCGCAAUUUGCUCUGUUGGUCAAAGCAGCAAAGCAGGAUCUCAUGGCUAUAUCGGCGCUAAAGGCAUCGGUUUCAAGUCGGUCUUUAUUGCCGCCUGGAAGGUUUACAUACAAUCCCGACACUUCUCUUUUUAUUUUCGUCAUGAGAAAGGAGAUUCAGGUCUGGGAAUGAUAAGGCCUAUUUGGAAAGAGCCAGAGGAGGAUGGCCCUCUUCCAUUUACCCGCAUGACUCUCCACAUCCACGAGAAAUGGGAGCCUGGGGAGCUUCAGCAUUUGAAGUCAAUCAUCUUCAAGCAAUUCGAGGAAUUGCAAAAGACUUGUCUACUUUUUUUGAAGAAGAUCAAGAAUAUCAGCGUGUCAUUUUAUAACGAUGAUGGUAGUCUCAAAGACUCGAAGAGCUUCAAGGCCGCGGACGCUGGUGAAAACAGAGUUUCUCUGGAGACUGUGUCCGAAACCAAGGGACAGCACAUCAGAGAGCUGCGAUACUAUCACAUCACGAAGCAUACAGCAACAAACAUUGCCAGAAGCGACAACCGAGAUCCUCCCACAACGGACGAGGCCCGACGAUUAUCAGCCACUGCUGAGAUAGUCUUAGCAUUCCCGCUCACCGAAAAGUCUGAACCGUUACUAGAGAAGCAAGAUUUGUUUGCCUUUCUUCCUGUUAGGGAGUUGGAAUACAAGUUCAUCAUCCAAUCCGAUUUCGAUACCAGCGCCAAUCGACAGGACAUUGUCACCUCAUCAAGGAGGAACAUGAGCCUCCAAGAUGGAAUUGCUUCUGCGUUUGUGAAAGCAGUGCUACAAUUCUUGCACGAUCCUACUUUAUGCUAUCAAUGGCCGCGAUUUCUACCGGCAACAGGAGACAGCAGCAAUAGCUUUUGGUCAAGUCUCAACGAGAAGAUCGAAUUUCGGAUCUUAAAUACCCCUAUAAUGCGGUCACGACAUCGAAUGCAGCCUCGUUUUAUAACUGAGGUUUACCAACAAAGUAGUGAUUCCAGCGAUGAAAAUGGUAACUGUUUGUACGACGAUACCAGCACUGAUCCUUAUAUAUCUAAAAUGUACGAACGAAACGAUAUAUCGAUACUACACAACUAUGGACUGAGAUUGGAGACCAUGGCUAUGAUUCUCAACUUAGUGAAGUAUGAUCUCGACUCAUCAAACUCCAGAAUGAAGGAUUUCUCUAGGAGCCAGUCGUGGCAUUCACGUGCUGCCAUUCCACUGGCAAAAUGGGCCAUUCACCCUGACUUCAAGACAGGUGCUGCAUCUAUAAGAACAUUACCUCUUAUCCCAUUGAAGAAUGGCAACUGGACUUCUCUUAGUAGCGGCCAGGUGUAUCUCCCUAUAACUCAUUCCAUUCCCAUACCGUUGGAUUUGGGGUACAGGCUAGUUGAUCCGAGAGCCCUUGUUAACCCGGACCGUGAGAAGUUAUUCAAGCACAUUGGCGUUGUUGAGGCAGAGGUUUCGCAGAUUCAAAACUCGAUUGAAGUGCGCUACAACACAAGUGGACAGACCAUCACCCUGGAGCAGUCUAUCUCCCACCUUCACUACUUGUACCUCACUCAUCAUGAUGGCAACAAGCGCUCAAAAGUCGACAACCUCCUCAUUUAUACAGAAGACAGACGGCUAAUAGACCCAAGGAGAUUCUAUGUCUAUAUUGCAAAUGACCAUCCUUACGGGCCGAAGCGGUUAUUGGAACCGACAAAAACUGCGCCAGGCCACCCCGUGACUUACCUACAUUCUUCUUAUUUUGAAAAUCCGCCAGCGAAUGGGUCAAGUCUGCUUUCGUGGGAAGAUUGGCUAUAUACCUUCGUGGGUAUACAGAGGCGUCUACCAGUUACAAAUGGAGUAGACAAGCUCUCAGAUCCUUUCGAGUAUAUUGCUAAGCAUCGCCCAGACAGGUUCAUCGAUACCCUAGAGUUUCUUUGGAAGAAUCAGAGUACUGCAGUGAGGGAAAACAAAAAUAUUAAAGAACUAAUCCAGGGACUGUGGAACGGCGACCAUUGCGAGGCAGGGGCACCGUCACACCGGACCCUAAUCCCUGAUCAGCCCUGGCUUCCAGACCCGCAUCUAAAGAACAUUGUCGCCAAAUAUACUCAUGGCAGUAGUGUAUCCUUUCCGUUUCUUCGGAUUGAUGGCUUUGAAACCAAGGAUGUCGAAGGAAAGUGGGCGUUUCUCCACAGAGAUUUCAACGUUGUGAAAGACGACAAUAUCGGGUUCUACCUUGAGAUUUUAUUUCUGUUGUCACGGUCAGAGAAAGGGACAGAGAUGGUGUGCGGUAUUUUCGAAAUUUAUCAGACACUUGAAGCAAAAAUCACCAUCGCGGACAACCGAGCAACGGCAUUGGCAGAAGUUAGGAGCUGCAUGUUCGAAGAUUGUCUGAUACUAUCACCAAAGUAUCAGACUGCAUCCGGAAAAUUUGUCGAUGAGGAGUUUGUGGGUGAUGGCGACGAUAUCCGAUGGGAAGGCCCCCCAGACCUGGAAUCCGUAUCCUGUGUCGCCCAGCGAUAUAGGCAAUUCCUAGAUGCUGGUCAAAUGCAAAAACUGACCAUGUUUUUCCGCGAUACUUUGGGUAUUCAAGACGUCUCAUGGAAGGACAUUGUUGAGGAACUUGGAUGGGAAAGAAAGAAACUUGAGAAUCUUGGGGAGCAGGUCGAUUUUGAUCGGGUCAAAGGGCUCUAUCAAUUCAUGGCCCGUUCCAAUGCGCCAAAGGCCGAAAUGAAGAGGACUUUCAUAGGGAGUCGACUUAUUUAUGUCGCCAGACACGGAGUUGCUGGUUGGUACAGUUCGUCCGAUUGUUUGUGGUCAAGCACAUCGGAGAUACGUGGAAAGGUCACACUAAAUGACGACUACGACAGCCUAGAGACGUUUUUCACGGGCACUUUGGGUGUUCAGUCCCUCACACUUCAGAUGAUGUACGAUGAGCUUCGGCAUGCCGGAGGACAGAAAUCCAUCGAUGACAUCAAAAACGACAUUUGGUCACUCAAUGCGCUCCUACAGACCGACCGAACGCACAUUGACCCAGUUCCGUUGCUAAGAGAAGCUAUUUUCCCUGUCAAAUAUCCUGAAGGAGGCUUAGCUCUAAGAAACAUCGACGCAGUAUUUGCUGUUGGUGAUGAUCGACAGCUCUGUGGUCGCUUACAAUCCCAUAUUAACCUGCUCGACUACGAUUUUGAAGACAUUCGACGACUCAAGCCUUUUAUUUGCUGGGUGAAAUUAGACGAAAGGUAUCUUUCUCAAUCUGUCAGAGAGUUUACGAGGGUUUCUUCCUCAGCAACGAGGCGACCUAUCACAGAAGACAAGUAUGACAUUAGUCGCAAAGCGUACGCGAUUUUACGUCUUGCCAAAACUUUUCAGAGCCCCAAGUAUGAUAAAGAUGACCCUGAGUCUCUCUAUAAAGUCCUCCGCGACGCCGAGGUCAUUGAAUCUGAUGGUAUCUCUUCUGUUAUCUCAAUAUCUCAAGAUGGAAAGUCGAUUGAACUUGAGGAGACUGCAGGAUUGUGCCAUAUUGAUGAUUCACAGAAGAAACUCAAAAUUGCUGUGCCGCUAAACAAGAAGCAGCGGAACCUCUCCUUCAGUUCUGUCCUUCCGAACAAGUUGGCCGACUGGCUCAUGAGGGAGUGGGAUUCAAACAUAUCUGACAAAGAAGACAAAGAUGGGAUCCACAUUCUCAGAACGAUCUUGUCCUGCGAUCUGGCUAUUGUUGACGACAUCCUGAAUCACAAUAGCGUCUUUGAGGUGGGGAUAGAGAAUCGAGACCCUCAAUAUGACGAAGAAAGCGACGGUGACGACAGCGCUCUCGAUGAAGAGUAUUCUGACGCAUCUUCAAUUCAAUUUACACCGUCGAGAUCCUUUAGGACAGACACGACUGACUUAUAUGGCGCUACUCCUAUCAGAGAGGGUGCUCUCUCUCCAAGGGCCAACCUCCGUGGCUCUUCCGAGCCUAGAACAACAAGUGAUGGUGAUAAUCACCUUAUUGUCGAGAGAAUUCAGGCAGUUUCCCGUGAAGAAAGCCGCAAUGCACGUGCGUCAGUUUGGAACCAAGAUCAACCAACUCCACAAGGGACGUCACAGGCCCAAGACGCUGGAUACUUGAGGCUUCUGCAUCGUGUCAUAGCAGCGUCUCGAAAUGCCGUCUUUCCCUCCCUGGGAGCCUUUGACAUGACUGGGCUGAUUAAUGAGCUGCCCAAUGUUGGGAGCUUGUACGAAUCAUUUGAUGGCUUGGACGUGGCUACAAGGUUCCGGUCCACUAGCCAACUUGAGAGAGAUAAGAUGGUCGGAGCCGCCGGGGAACUUUAUGUUUUUGAGCUUCUCUCCGCUCUUCAGCUCCCAGGGUGGAGCCGUGGCAACUGGCAGAGUACCAUCAGGAAAUAUGUCACUGGACAUCCAGACUACCAUGAUAUGAGACCGUGGUAUCAGCGAGAAACGGCCGAUAUCGUAUACCCAGACGUACAAGGAGAGUUCACUACCCUACUGAUUGACAACGGUUAUCUCGGUGAGGAGUGGCGAGCCGCUCGUCCUAAGUACCUCCUUGAGGUCAAGACUAGCACCGGACCGCUUGCCACUCCCUUUUACAUGAGCAAGAACCAAUACCAACUUAUGAAAAAUAUUCACAACAUCGAGGAUCGUUCUGAAGUUUACAUGAUACUCCGUGUCUUCUGGCUUGAUAGUAACAACAUUGGGAUGAGAGUGUAUCUGGACCCUGAACAGAUGAGACAAGAAGGGGGGUUGAUUUUCACUGGGGAAACUUGGUCAAUUACUCCAGGCAUUCGUGAGGGGAAUUGA
Messenger RNA from Clonostachys rhizophaga, 5121 nucleotides. The record is from the annotation of a GenBank genome assembly. NCBI's taxonomy places the organism in Eukaryota, Fungi, Ascomycota, Sordariomycetes, Hypocreales, Bionectriaceae.